Messenger RNA from Rubroshorea leprosula, 1040 nucleotides. Lineage: Eukaryota; Viridiplantae; Streptophyta; Magnoliopsida; Malvales; Dipterocarpaceae. The record is from the annotation of a GenBank genome assembly.
GCAGCCGUUUUCAAUUUCAUGGAAUAGAACCCUAAAACCUCCGAAUCAAUCCCCAAUCAAGGACUUGUGUUCAUCUGGUUUCAAAACCUCUAGGGCUUUUGUCUGUCUCUCCCUUCACAGAUUCUAGCUCAGGUGCAAUUUUCACCCGGAGUAGCAGCAGCAGCAGCAGUCAUGGGGAUUAUAAGGAGCAGUUUCUCUUUUCUGGCAGGGACGGCCUGUGGAAUUUACAUCGCGCAAAACUACAAUGUUCCCAACAUCAAGAAGCUCACAGAUACUGCACUUUUCAUGGCGAAGCAUAUCGAGGAGAAGUAUCGCAAGCCCAAGAAGAAGGAUGAUGAAUAGUGCCUUUUAUGAAGAGAGAACAGGUUUUUUUUCUUAUAUUUUUUGGAAAUCAAUUCCGGGUUGCCGGGGAUAUGAUCGUUUUGAUGGUAGUAUACAAUUGGGAGAUUUUGUUUAAGACAGGAAAAGAAUUAGCAAACUGUGGAAACCGGUAUUAUGAAGGGCCUUUUUGAUUGUUGACAACAUGCUAAAUUUGGAUAAUUUAUGUUAAUGAAAAGUUAGAGCUCUCCAUACCCAAUCAAUUUUAGAUUUAUAGGAUUAUUGUUGGCGCUGUUGCUGAUGCAUGCAGUGAUUUUAGAUUCAUUAAACCCCCUGGAAAGUGGAAAUUUGAAAUCCUAUGCAUUGUGUGAUUUUGGGAUUUUUCUUUUUGUUUGUAUGUUGUCUGUGUGCAGUUUAGCCUUACUAGGGAAUGAAUGCAGCCAAGAUGACUUAAGAAGCCAUAGUGCUCUUUAGUAGAGCAUGCGUCUGCUACUUGAAAUGUUCUUACUAGAUUUGAUGUGCAGGCUUCCUUGAAUGAUUUUGAGGUGUUUGUCCUGUAAAAGUUAUUAGUUUGUUAGGCGAUGGAGGUAUCUGGAUAUGCCAAUUGAUCUGGCAAUAACUCACAGAGUAAUAGUGUUGUAAGGAGGCAAUAACUAUUCGGUUACCUAUCAAACUUUUGCUUGAAAUGGUGUAUGAUUUCUUAAUGAAUGGAUCAAUGCCUU